Molecule: messenger RNA, 1862 nt
Organism: Thalassophryne amazonica
Lineage: Eukaryota; Metazoa; Chordata; Actinopteri; Batrachoidiformes; Batrachoididae
Gene: bin1b
Product: bridging integrator 1b
Exons: 16
Coding region: 186-1460 (424 amino acids)
Cellular component (GO): plasma membrane; cytoplasm; synaptic vesicle
Molecular function (GO): tau protein binding; phospholipid binding
Source: RefSeq, a predicted model, not a curated record
AGGAGAAACUUAAUCUGUCCGCAAACAGCUGAAGUCUGCGCAUCGCGCUGCACCUGCGCUUUGUUCUGACGCGCACGAACACGAUUCAGUUCCGCGCUGUCGCUCGGCGCACCGUCCGUUGGUUUUUGCGCACCGUCGGUUGUCCACAUUGAGACCACUUCGUGCGUCCCGGCAGCGCGUGACACAUGGCUGAGGUCGGGAAAGGGGUCAACGCCGGGAAACUGGCCGUCAACGUCCAGAAGCGGCUGAGCAGAGCGCAGGAGAAGGUUUUGCAGAAACUUGGAAAAGCGGAUGAGACUCGAGAUGCCGUCUUUGAGGAGAUGUUGGGCAACUUCAACAAACAAAUGGCUGAUGGAACCAAACUGCAGAAGGACCUGAAGGCGUACGUGGUCGCCGUCAAAACGAUGCACGAUGCGUCUCGCCGGCUGCAGGACUGUCUGGCUGACAUCUACGAUCCCGAGUGGUUUGGAAAAGGGGAGGUGGAUUCCCUGGCAGAGGACACAGACACUCUGUGGUUGGACUACCACCAGAACAUCACGGACAAGUCUUUGACCUGCGUGAACUCGUACCUGGCUCAGUUUCCAGACAUUAAGGCCCGCAUCGCAAAGCGUGACAGGAAGCUGGUGGACUUUGAUAGUGCGAGGCAUCAUUUCUCCUCUUUACAGAAAGGAAAGAAGAAGGACGAGGCCAAGAUCGCCAAGCCUGCGGCCCUGUUGGAGAUGGCGGCUCCCAGCUGGGCUCAGGGUUUGAUAUCAGCCCACCAGGUGGCUCAGACUAACCUCAGCUACAACCAGGCGGAGGAGGAGCUGGGUCGAGCUCAGAAGGUCUUUGAGGAACUGAAUGUGGAACUUCAAGAUGAACUUCCAGCCCUGUGGGACAGUCGUGUUGGCGUCUAUGUUAACACAUUCCAGAGCCUGGCAGGUCAGCAGGAGAAGUUCCACAGAGAGGUGGGCAAGCUCAGCCAAAACCUGAAUGACAUCAUGACCAAACUGGAAGAACAGCGGCAGGAGAAAAAAGGUGCUACUGCAGCAGGAAAGACAUCAGAUGCUGGGAAGAGUGAGGAUGCCAAUCACAGUCAGUCCACCGUCUCAUCACCAAAGAGACCCGGUCGGCUUCCACCCAGACUGAUGCCGUCUCCUGACCAGAGACAGCAGCACACCGGCGUGAUGUGGGAUGAGGCCUCGAAGUCUGACGCUGACGCCGCCCCACAGAAUUUGGUGGGAAACAGUGAACUUCCUCCAGGAUUCCUCUAUAAGGUCAAAGCGAUACAUGAUUAUACCGCCACCGAUGGCGAUGAGCUGGAACUAAAGAUUGGAGACGUUGUGCUGGUUGUGGCCUUUGAUAACCCUGAUGAGCAGGAUGACGGCUGGCUGAUGGGGACGAAGGAGUCUCACUGGUUGCAGAAACGAGAUCUAUCGGCCAAAGGAGUUUUUCCUGAGAACUUUACCCAGAAGGUUUGAAGUUAGUGUCACAUAAAGAUUAUUUUGGUCCUGUGCUCCAAAACGGCUCCUUUAUGACAUCUGUCAGAUAAAAACACAAAAUGUUAGCUAAAUGUCAAUCUAUGAGCCUGUGUUUAGUCAAAACAUAUAAAAAGUAUUACGUGGAUGAAGAACUCGUUUAAAAUGUUUGAGUUAUUUAGAUUUAUUAAUUCCUGACAUAUUUUGAAAUAAUUCUGAUCUCAGACGGCCUUCCAAAGAGCUUGCUAGAAGUAUUUUUAAAAGGAGAAACGAGUCGAUGUACUGUAUGACUGUCAAAAUAUUUUAUAACAUGUUAACAAAAAAAAAGUUUGGACAUUUUCAUUUGCAUGAGGUGUUUGUUUGUACUGUCACUUCUUUUAUUACACAAUAAACACUGUGACACCA